UUGGCUGACGAGUCACUUUGCUUCCAUCGGAUUGGUCGGACCAAGAGGCGGGGUAUCACGUUCGGUUGCGGAGCUGAAACCGGUAACCGAGCACUCCAGCACGUUGUGAAGCCCUAGCGUUUCAGGCUGCCGCCGACGUGAUCUAAAGAAAUCAAUUGUUUCUAGAUCGAAGAUUUUUUUUGAUUGUUGACCUACGGAGAUUUCCAGCUGACCAAAGAAAUGGUGAUGGAGAAGCCAAGUGCCCAGCUGGUCGGGCGAGAGUUUGUCCGACAGUACUACACACUGCUGAACCAGGCCCCCGACUACCUGCACAGGUUCUAUGGAAAGAACUCGUCCUACGUGCACGGCGGCCUGGACAACAACGGCAAACCCGUGGAGGCUGUGUACGGACAAUCUGAGAUCCACAAGCGAGUGAUGGCUCUGAGUUUCCGGGAAUGUCACACCAAGAUCCGGCACGUGGACGCCCACGCCACACUGAACGAGGGCGUGGUGGUGCAGGUGAUGGGCGAGCUGUCCAACAACAUGCAGCCCAUGAGGAAGUUCAUGCAGACCUUCGUGCUGGCACCGGAGGGAACCGUCGCAAACAAAUUCUACGUCCACAACGACGUGUUCCGCUACCAGGACGAGGUGUUCAGCGACUCUGAUUCUGAGCCCCCGGAAGAGUCUGAGGACGAGGUGGAGGAGAUCGAGGAGAGGGUCCCCUCCCCCGACAUCGCUCAUGAAGAGUCUGCCUCCUUCUACGCCCCCACAGCCUGUUCAGAGCCGGCAAUCCCUGGGGACGAGGAGGAAGAUGAGGAGGAGGAGGAAGAAGAGGCUGCGGCGAGUCCAGAACCCGAGCCGGCGAAGGAGCCCGCUGUCGUGGAGCUGAAGGUGGAGACGCAGGCGGAGACAAACGCCUCAGACGACCAGAAGGAGAAAAACGCCGGCACCACGCCCGCCGCCGAGCCUGCCGCCCCCGCAGAGCCCGCCCCCGCCGCCCCAGAGGAAAACCGGCCGUUCUCCUGGGCCUCCGUCACCAGUAAGAACCUCCCUCCCAGCGGGGCGGUCCCAGUCUCAGGAAUCCCCCCACACGUCGUCAAAGCCCCGCCUACCGCACCGCCCAGAGCCGAAGUGAAGGCAGAGUCGCAGACGGCGACGCAGAGACCCCAGAGGGACCAGAGGCCGAGGGAGCAGAGGCCCGGGGGUCCCCCGCCGGUCCACAGAGGCCCCCGACCAGUCCGGGAAGGCGAGCCGGGCGAGCAGGAGGUUCGCCGGGUGGUCCGGUACCCCGACGCCCAGCAGCUCUUCGUGGGGAACGUCCCUCACGACGUGGACAAGACGGAGCUCAAGGAGUUCUUUGAGCAGUACGGCACCGUCCUGGAGCUCAGGAUCAACAGUGGGGGGAAGCUGCCCAACUUUGGCUUCGUGGUGUUUGAUGACUCUGAACCGGUGCAGAAGAUCCUCAGCAACCGGCCCAUUAAGUUCCGAGGCGACGUGCGGCUCAACGUGGAGGAGAAGAAGACCCGUUCGGCCCGGGAGGGCGACAGGCGGGACAUCCGGCCCCGCGGCCCGGGAGGCCCCGGUGGCCCGCGCGAUCGGAUCGGAGGCAGUGGUGGUGGUGGAGGAGGACCCCGAGGACCCCCCACCCGCGGAGGCAUGGCACAGAAGCCCAGCUUCGGCUCUGGGCGGGGUGCCGGGCCCAGUGAGGGCCGCUACCCGGCCCAGCGCCAGUGAGACCCCCCCCCACGCCUAGUUAGGUUAACGAUCUGGAUUCAACUGACGGUUUUUGGUCAUUUAUUUUUUGGAUUAUUGCAGCAGGAACCAAUUAGACAAACGUGUAAUACCAGAGCAACGAGUAGGAGUUAAUUUCAAGUCAGUUUGGGUCUCGCACACACGCUCUCCUGCUUUCUGGCCCCUCCUCGGUCUCCCCAAACGUGAGCGCACAAGUAUUUUGGCGGGGUUUCUGUUGGUGUGAAGCAGGUUCGGUCGAGUGCAGUCUCUGCAUGUCUCAUGGAGACUCCUCCUCUUCCUCCUCUGCUGCUUUGUUUCCCUUUGAGGAAUCCACGAUGUCACUCCUUACAUUUUAAUGUUUUAUUUGUUUGGUUUUUAACCCUCCACCAGCACAUCUAUUAUCUGGACUCUGUCAUUUCUUUUUUUUUUCUUCAUGCUGAACUUGAAUUUAUCAAACAAAAGUCAACGCACGCAAACACAUGAAACAAGAAAGAAAAAAGGGUAAAUACUACUUGAAUUGGGGAUUAAAACACCCAGAGGUUAGGUAUUUUUUUUUCGCGUUCUCUCCCUGUUUCUUAAAGGAACGUGUACUUUACUGCUCGGGCAAUCCUGUGUAUUGCUGCCACCGUUGUGUCUAGCGAUGGAUCGGUCUUAUCUUUUUAUUCUAUCAGGUCAAGAGCUGAACUGUAGUUUUUAUUUGAGUAAUGUUGGCUUGUAACGUGCAGAUUCACAGGGCGCGUCUGAACGGAGCAUGUCUCAAAUCAUGUACAUCCAAUCCUAGUCGGGCUUCUACCAAUGCACUUCAUUCGUCAUCAUGUCAAAAACGAGUUCACCUGCCGAUGAGAGAACUAAAUUAAAAGUGAUUUACUGUUUUAAA
This is a messenger RNA of Pungitius pungitius (ninespine stickleback), 2587 nucleotides long. RefSeq names its product GTPase activating protein (SH3 domain) binding protein 1 (gene g3bp1). Gene Ontology annotation, molecular function: mRNA binding. Lineage: Eukaryota; Metazoa; Chordata; Actinopteri; Perciformes; Gasterosteidae. Gene Ontology annotation, cellular component: ribonucleoprotein complex; cytosol. The record is from RefSeq and is a predicted model, not a curated record. Bases 220 to 1713 code for a protein of 497 amino acids. The transcript has 12 exons.